This is a messenger RNA of Abrus precatorius (Indian licorice), 969 nucleotides long. Its product is annotated as cucumisin-like. Gene Ontology annotation, biological process: proteolysis. Lineage: Eukaryota; Viridiplantae; Streptophyta; Magnoliopsida; Fabales; Fabaceae. Gene Ontology annotation, molecular function: serine-type endopeptidase activity. Bases 1 to 969 code for a protein of 322 amino acids. The transcript is spliced from 4 exons. The record is from RefSeq and is a predicted model, not a curated record.
AUGGGGGAGCAUCCUAAGGGCGUUGGAUCCGCAGAGUUGCUUCACACAAGUAUGGUUCAAAGUGUCCUCGGCAGCAAAUUUGCACCAGACGUUUUGCUGCAUAGCUACAAGAGUUUUAAUGGAUUUGUUGCGAGGCUAACAAAAGAGGAAACAAUGAAAAUGAGAGAAAUAGAUGGUGUGGUAUCUAUUAUACCAAAUAGAAACAGUAAGCCUCAAACAUCAAGGUCUUGGGAUUUCCUAGGCUUCCCCGAACAAGUCAGAAGAAUCGUUACAGAAAGUAACAUGGUCGUUGGAGUAAUUGAUAGUGGAAUUUGGCCUGAGUCUGAGAGCUUUAAUGACAAAGGAUUUGGUCCACCACCACCGAAAUGGAAGGGAACAUGCCAUAACUUUACUUGCAAUAACAAAAUAGUUGGAGCAAAAUACUUUAAGAUUAAUGGAGGGUUUGGAAAAGAUGACAUCAUAUCUCCAAGAGAUUCAGAUGGUCAUGGGACUCAUUGUGCAUCUGUCGCUGCUGGAAACUCAGUUAGGUUUGCAAGUUUAUUUGGGCUUGGCUCAGGGACAGCUAGAGGAGGAGUUCCAUUAGCACGUAUUGCUGUAUAUAAAGUGUGUUGGUCAGAUAUAUGUCAAGAUAUUGAUGUGCUUGCAGCAUUUGAUGAAGCCAUUAGAGAUGGUGUUGACAUACUUUCUGUGUCAUUAGGACCUACAGAGGUGAUACACCCUAACUAUUUUGAGGACGUAUUUGCAAUAGGAGCUUUCCAUGCAAUGAAGAAUGGGAUAUUGACAUCUAAAACUGCCGAUAAUUUGGGCCCAAAUCCCUACUCGAUGUCAAAUACUGCACCUUGGUUCCUUUCUGUAGCUGCUAGCACUAUAGAUAGAAAGUUUUUUUACCAAUGUUCAGUUGGGCAAUGGCAAGAUCUAUCAGGUAAAAUUCAUUACAGAAAUGAUGCAUGGAUACGUAAUAUUCUGUAA